AUGCUAUUCAAACAGCAGGCGUUGCUGAGGCAGAAGCUCUUCGUGCUGGGCAGCCUUGCUAUUGGGAGUCUCCUGUAUCUAGUUGCCAGGGUUGGGAGCUUGGAUAGGCUGCAGCCUGUUUGCCCCAUAGAGAGCAGAUUGCCCCCCCAUGACCUGCCAGACCAGAUCCACUUGCGAACGCUACAGUUUAAACGCGGUCUUCUCCAUGAGCUGCGGAAGGGCAAUGCCACCAAGGAGCAGAUUCGCCUGCACAACCUGGUACAGCAGCUUCCGCGCGCCAUCAUCAUCGGUGUCCGCAAGGGUGGGACCCGUGCCCUGCUGGAGAUGCUCAACCUGCACCCAGCUGUGGUCAAGGCCUCACAGGAAAUCCACUUCUUUGACAAUGACCAGAACUACGCACGUGGCAUUGACUGGUACCGGGAGAAGAUGCCUUUUUCUUUCCCUCACCAGAUCACCAUUGAGAAAAGUCCGGCCUACUUCAUCACCGAGGAGGUUCCUGAACGUAUCUUCAAGAUGAACUCAUCAAUUAAGCUGUUAAUCAUUGUGCGUGAGCCCACCACCAGAGCUGUGUCUGACUACACUCAAGUACUGGAGGGCAAGGAGCGCAAGAACAAGACCUACCAUAAGUUUGAGAAGCUGGCCAUUGAUGCAAACACCUGUGAGGUGAACACCAAGUACAAGGCAGUACGGACCAGCAUAUACACCAAGCACCUGGAGCGUUGGCUUAAGUACUUCCCAGUGGAGCAGUUCCACAUUGUAGAUGGGGACCGUUUGAUAACGGACCCGCUACCCGAGCUCCAGUUAGUAGAACGUUUUCUCAACCUGCCGUCCCGGAUCAGCCAGUACAAUCUAUACUUUAAUGCCACCCGGGGAUUCUACUGCUUGAGAUUUAACAUUGUCUUCAACAAGUGCCUGGCUGGCAGCAAGGGACGAAUUCAUCCUGAAGUGGACCCUUCUGUUUUGGCAAAACUGAGGAAGUUCUUCCAUCCGUUCAAUCAGAAGUUUUAUCAGAUCACUGGUAGGACAUUUAAUUGGCCGUGA
Chanos chanos (milkfish) is the source of this 1041-nucleotide messenger RNA. RefSeq names its product heparan sulfate glucosamine 3-O-sulfotransferase 5. The transcript has 2 exons. The coding region runs from base 1 to 1041 and encodes 346 amino acids. The record is from RefSeq and is a predicted model, not a curated record. Gene Ontology annotation, molecular function: [heparan sulfate]-glucosamine 3-sulfotransferase activity. Lineage: Eukaryota; Metazoa; Chordata; Actinopteri; Gonorynchiformes; Chanidae.